ACAGUUCUGGAGAAACAGCGCAAAGACAUGGCCAAGUUCGCAGAGGAGCAACAGGCACAGAGGGAAGACCUUAGUCGUGCCCACUCUGCCGAACUGGAGCAGAUGGAAGCAGAAUGGCGCAGUAAGCUAGAUGUUCAACAUGAAAAACACCUGUGUGCUGUCCAGGAACUCAACACACGACACACACAGAAGCUCCGCGAACUGGAAUCCUCGAGGCGUGCCCGGGAGUCUGAGCUGGAAAUGGCCAACGAGAGAUUAAUCCAGGAACAGGAAGCCCUGAAGCUGCAAUCCAAAAAGUUGGAGGAGACGCUGCUGAAUGAUACAGAUCACAGAUUGCUGGCCUUGAGGAAGAUGUGCACCUCUCUCAAGAGUGAGGUUGAGUCUCUAAAGACGGUGGUGGAGAUGAGAAACGCCGAGAUCCAUGAACUACGCGGCCAGGUGGUAGAAAUGGACAGGCUAACCAAUGACCUGGAAUUAGCCAGAGAAAAGUCGAAGGCCCUCCAGGCUAAGACUGAGGAUCUCCAGGCACAAAUGGAGAAGAGAUCUAUGUCUGAAAGACAUUUGGUCAAUGAACACAGACUUUUAAUCGAGACCUACCAGAGAGAGUCCAACAUCAACAAACGGCUGAGCCUUGAGAAUGAGGAACUAGCAUGGAAGCUCCGACAGCGAGAGGAGAUCAUGUCAACAUCGAUGCCUUCCUCCACCCUCGAUCUUGUGAGCCGAUCUCCCGCAUCAGCACGGCGCCAAGAGGGGGCGUCCUCCCCUCAGGCUGCCCCCCGAUCACCCAGGGUAGCUGGCCGUACUCCAUCAGGGAAAGUGUCGCCCUCCAAGAGCGAGGCCAGCAAGCGUAGGUCCAGGCUAGGCCUAUCGCCAGAUGACGGCAUGAAUGGAGACAGCAGAGUGCAGGAGGUUUCCCUGGAGUCCCCCCCACCAUCACCCUGUGUCAAGGCAGUGGUGGAAAAAUCAAAUUCUGUCUCAUUCAUUCUGGAUUUAAACGAUUCGCAAUCCGACGAUAGCUUUCUGGACUUGCCACCAUCCCCCAGGCCAAGACCACACCGGACAGCUUCCCUAAGUGCCGCAGACCGUCCUCGGACACCGACACAGGCCAGAAGAGUCAUGCACAACAACAGAACCAACAGCCUUAAUAAGAAUGGAAUUCACAUGGAUGGGAAAUCAAAAAACAUGAAUGGAAAGCCAAAGGAUUUUUUUGGGAAAGCUAGAGGGAUGAACGGAAAAGUCGGAGAAAUAAAUGGAAAGUCUCUUGACUCCAAUGGUCACAGCAGUCAGCCAGAGUCUGGGCGCAGUGCCUCCGAAAGCAGCGAGGGAGGGAGCGAAGUGGAGCGGGUUUCACCAACUGGUCUGGCUUGGACCGUUCCAGUCCACAAACCAAAGUCACCCACCAAAGGCCAUGCCUCGCGCCAGAAUGGGUCUCCAGUUAGAGGAAGAAUAGAACACCACCUCCUGGAGGAUCCCGAGGAAGAUGAAUAUGAAGAGACACCAACUCAUCAGUUCAUUGAGGUUGUUGAGUUGUCUGGAGUUGGACUGACUAGCAGCUCAGAAGCCGCUAGUGACUCUGAACUCUCUCAGUGUGACCUCAUAAAGGGUGGCUCAUCCACCGACUCUGACAGUGACAGCAGUGAGGGCGAACAUCACAACAAGAAGGACGCUACUAGCCACCAAACCCUAGGACAUAAGGGCGGACCAUGGUGUCCCAAGGAGGGUGCUGGUGAAGCUAUGAUCACAGAUGAGCUCUUAAAACAGUACACUAGUGACCCGCUGUCCAUGGAGCCCAAGCCAGUUCAAGGAAAGCGCCCCAUGCGCCGCCGGAUUCCCUCGGCACCAUCCUCAGAUUCUGACGACAAUAACAUGAAUAUCCACAACAAUGGUACUACCGGGGAUGUGAGCUGGUCUGAGGAUGUAGACAUCACCUCUAGCUCUGAGAUGCACGAGCUGUGACAACACAGUUCAUCUCCUUCAUCUCGACCGACAACUGACGAACGACUGCGAACGAUUAAGCACUGCCACAGCUUUCUAACUUGCCAUAUAACAAGUGAUCUCUCUCAUGGUACAACUUCCACUUGUGUAAAUGCAGAUCCACAACUUGUCCUUAAGACUACAGAGCCUUUAGCUCCAGUUGCUUAGAAUACUAGGGCGGAUUUCUUCAAUGAGAGGGAAAAUGCCGGUACCAUUAAUCAGAUGAAUCACUUGAUGGCUAGUUUGUGUUGUGUUUAUUUUCUAGUCAAGCUGUGUAAAUCCACACAACGGAUCCUAUUGUGCCCACUAGCUGCAGUCAGCCAAAGCAGCUGGGCUCCCUAGGGAAGUCUGUAAGUCUCCCGUGGAAGACCAGAGUUUCUCCCGGUGUCCUAAUUGCCUCCGUGCCAACACAAGCAAUAGGAGCAUUCUGGGGCGAUUUUUUGCCUUAUCAGACCUAUGUUUACUGGGUCACUUCCCUGUGGCACCUAUAUAUAUAAAUAUAUAUAUAUAUUUACCUGAGUACAUGCAAGAGUGUAAGGGUCAUUCUUAGAGAGUGACACGACGAUUAUAAGUCCACGCCUAGGUCAACGCUGAGCUGUACCAUAACCUACACACCGUUACCUAUGGAAUGAUAUGGUUGUAUGAAGGACUCAGUCGUUGGUUGUACAUAAUGUUUGCUGUGUAACUUUGAAAAUACGACAUAUAUAUUAUCACUCACACUAUAGUGUAAUAUAUCCAAUAAGAGCAUGACAUAUUUGCAGAUUCAACUACAGAGCUUAUACCCUAUUGAGAGUCCAGAAUUAAUGUAAUUUAUUAAAUGCACAAUGAAAAGCGCAAAAAAAUUAUUGUUUAUAUAUUUAAUUGUUUUUCAAGUUACAUGAUAUGUCAGUACAGUUAAUAAGUUUUGUUAAAGAUGGCAAAACACCUGUUAUAGAUAAUAAAUGGGCCACUAGGCAUGUGCCAGGCUUUGCUGACCAAUGACACAACUCCUACAUGCCUUCUGUUGUUGCCGCGAUUGGGCGGGUGUGCCCUCGACUCGCGGUCUUGUGAUCUAUGUUCUUAUGACUUAUCAGGUAGUCAUCAUGUUUCUCAGUAACAUAAUAGUUAAUGGAUUAAACUAUUCUUAAUGUAAUACGAAACUUGUAAAAAAAAUGAGGCCAUAGUGGUUGUUAUAAAUUCCAAGUCACUUUAGAGGAGGGAGUUGAUGGCACAAAAAAUGUGGCCACAACUUUUUAUCAGCAGAAAUCUUAUUUUGUGGCCAUUUCUGCAUUACAUAUGCAGGAACACACACGUCAACAUAUGCAAAGUGGUGCCAUGCGUUGCCUGUUUUUCUACCCAGUGUGCAAAGUGCUAAUUGUGCUAGGGCUGCGAGGGUCAGUCUGCCCGCGUGGAAGGUGUAACAUCCGAUGUAUAUUAUUAUACGGCGAAACAAUGAUUUUGUGCUUUAGGGAAACUAUGUACAAGGCUCUUUUUACUUGUUUUUUGCAAAUAAGGGAGACUGCCAUACAGUAAAUCCUUUCCUGAAAACACAGAAUUUCCCCCUCGCCGACGAUGUGUCAUGACAAAGAUUUCUUCCAAUGAUUAUUUAUGCAGAUAGACCAUUUUUGCCCUCACAUAUUCUUAGAAGAGUGUCUUGGUUUUAAUGAUUUAAGAGUAUUACAGCAUUGUUUAUACUAAGUUCAAAGCCCUGAUGUGAUCUUGUUUUACAUCUAUAUUACAACCCAGCUAUUAAGUUUAAAGACCCAAUGUGAUCUUACUGUAGGACAUAGAAAUAAAGCAAAGCUCGAUAAA
This is a messenger RNA of Penaeus indicus, 3765 nucleotides long. RefSeq lists its product as uncharacterized. The transcript is spliced from 7 exons. Gene Ontology annotation, cellular component: nucleus; cytoplasm. The record is from RefSeq and is a predicted model, not a curated record. The coding region runs from base 28 to 1956 and encodes 642 amino acids. NCBI's taxonomy places the organism in Eukaryota, Metazoa, Arthropoda, Malacostraca, Decapoda, Penaeidae. Gene Ontology annotation, molecular function: microtubule binding.